CCCCCCCUCCCCCGAGUCAUGCGCGCGGGAGGCGUGGAGCUCUCACUUUGACAUUCUCUCCGCAGCAGCUUCUCCUCGAGGCAGAGCAGCCAACUCUCAUGACAUCACCCGCCGCCGCCGCCGAGUGAGCGAGCGCGAGGGGGGAGAAGACGCAGAAGAAGCAAAAGAAGCAGAAGCAGAAGCAGAAGAAGAAGAAGAAGGGCAGCUCGCUGCGCGGAUGAACAACGCCGUGAUCCAAGGGGACGUGUUUGGGCGAAUCAAAUGAAUUUGAGUGAGAGACGUUUUUUUCCCGGGGUGGCCGUGUCUUCUUGUUAGCCGUGGGAAUGCCUCGCUCCUGAGAAACCAGCGCGCAGCUACUCGCUACGGCGCCUGCAUGCGACUCGCCGAAGAGCUUCCGCAGCCGCAGCAGCAGCCGCCGCAGCAGCCGCCACCGCCGCCGCCGCCGCAGCAGCCGCAGCCGCAGCAGCAGCAGCAGCAGCCGCAGCAGCAGCAGCGAGGGUUCCCGGUGGCGGGAUGUGAAAACUAUGCGAGCGCGUCUUCUUUUCCAUUGUGCGCGACCUGCGUUUACUUUCUGAGCGCGCCGAGCGGUUAGAGGGCGGAGGAGGGACGCGGCUUUUUUUCUCCCCCCCACUCGAUCUCUCGCCUAUGGACGACAGCGGUCCCCUCUCUCCAAAGGCCAAUGCUUUCAGUAUUGCCUCUCUGAUUUCAGCUGCAGAGCAAGCAGGAAACGUAACGUUUGACAAACAAGACGCUGGCCUGGCCAAGCCAGACCCACACAGUCACAGUUCGUUAAAAAUGCACUACAGCACUGUCACCCGGGAAAUGGAAGCCUUCACGACCAGCAGCCUCAACAGCCUCAACACGCCGGGCGGUUACCAUCUGUCUCCCUCCCCCGGAGACCCCUACAGCCAACACGAAGCCCACUUUGAGCCCUGCACGGCCGCCCAGCACAACUACAGCUACUCGGGCUCCAACCCGGGCCAGGCCCCGCCGGGAGAGAGCGGCGCCUCCAGCUGCUCCUCCUCGUCGUCCAGCUCCACUCCCAACAGCAAGUCCAUGGUGAAGAAGAACCCCAAGGUGGCCAACAUUAACGUCCAGCUGGAAAUGAAAGCUCUGUGGGACGAAUUUAACCAGCUCGGGACAGAGAUGAUCGUAACCAAGGCUGGCAGGCGGAUGUUUCCAACUUUCCAAGUGAAAAUAUUUGGGAUGGAUCCCAUGGCGGACUACAUGCUCCUGAUGGAUUUCCUACCAGUAGACGACAAACGAUAUAGGUAUGCUUUCCACAGUUCGUCGUGGCUGGUGGCUGGUAAAGCCGACCCUGCGACCCCCGGCAGGGUUCAUUACCACCCCGACUCCCCCGCCAAAGGCGCGCAAUGGAUGAAGCAGAUCGUCUCCUUCGAUAAACUCAAGCUCACCAACAACCUGCUGGACGACAACGGCCACAUCAUCCUGAACUCCAUGCACCGCUACCAGCCCAGGUUCCACGUGGUCUACGUGGACCCCCGUAAAGACAGCGAGAAGUACGCCGAGGAGAACUACAAAACAUUCGUCUUCGAGGAGACGCGCUUCACGGCCGUCACGGCGUACCAGAACCACAGGAUCACACAGCUGAAGAUCGCCAGCAACCCCUUUGCAAAAGGCUUCAGGGACUGUGACCCGGAAGACUGGCCGAGGAAUCACAGGCCAGGCUCUCUGCCAAUAAUGAGUGCCUUUGCCAGAACAAGGAACCCAAUGUCAUCUCCCCCACAGCAGAACGGCACCGACAAAGAGGACAGCAGACGGGAAUACGAGCGAGACCCCAGUGGCACGCCCAUACACGCCGACCCGGCUCACCAGCUGAUGUCAAGGGUCCUCAGCCCUGCCCUGCCGGUCCCUGGAGGUCUCCAUGCUGUUCCCCUUACCAGUGGUCGGCCCAGCCCUCCCCACGACCUUCGGCCGGACACCCAUCCGCUACCCCCGGACACCCUGCAUCACCACCCCUACAAGUACCCCACGACCUACGAACACUACCUGGGGUCCAAGACCCGGCCGUCCCCUUACCCUUUACCCAGCAUACGAGGACACACAUACCACCAUCACAUGAAUCCCGCCACAGCUAACAUGUACUCAGCCACAAGCGCCCCCACUAACUAUGACUACGGGCCCAGAUAAGGACUGCUGCCCAGUGGGGCGGUAACAGCUCACAGCACUGCUGAAAGGCGAACAGACAGAGAAUAACCGAGGCCGUCUGCAAGGCUGACACAACCGAGGGGUGCAGUGAGACGCUACACCCACCCCCCAGUUGCUGGAUACCCCUGAAAACCCAACAACAACAACAACAACAACAACAAAACAAAAAGAAAAAACUAACAAAGACCUGCCAUAUUUAUUUUAAGGGAAUGCAUCUUUGCAGGAAGUACGGGCCCACUCUCUGAGCCCUGCAAGGUCUGCCUCGGCCUUUGAACACAAACACGGAUGGCUGGAUACCGGGGCUUCACUCACUUGGUGCAGUGCAGAUGUGGAGCCAGCAAAUGGAAGAUACAGGAGCGACCUCUCUUUAACCUGGAUGAUAAUUAUGAUUACAGACUGGAAUUUAAUUCUUUUUUUUCCUUUUUUGUGUUGGAUGCACUUUUUGAAUUUCCUUGUUUUCUUGCUUUCAAAAAAGCCAUAUGUCAUUAUAGUCCACCAGACUUCUAUGUAGAUGAGAUUUUUGCAUGUUGAGCUCGUCAGAGAGGGUGUUGAAACACAUCAAAAUGUUUUAGUUUUUUUUGGAGGGGGGAAGGGAAAAAAAGGAUUUGAUUUUGAAAUGUUCUGAACAUCUUGAGCCGCUCUGAGAAGCUUGUACCAUGGCACUGACUUGCAGCGAUUCGACACGAAUAAAUGAAGCAGAAUGACUGCUCUGUAUCUGUAAAAUAAACAUUAAAUACUGGUUAUUCAU
Messenger RNA from Lampris incognitus (smalleye Pacific opah), 2917 nucleotides. RefSeq names its product T-box transcription factor 1 (gene tbx1). Gene Ontology annotation, biological process: positive regulation of DNA-templated transcription; regulation of transcription by RNA polymerase II; cell fate specification. NCBI's taxonomy places the organism in Eukaryota, Metazoa, Chordata, Actinopteri, Lampriformes, Lampridae. Gene Ontology annotation, molecular function: RNA polymerase II cis-regulatory region sequence-specific DNA binding; DNA-binding transcription factor activity, RNA polymerase II-specific. The record is from RefSeq and is a predicted model, not a curated record. Gene Ontology annotation, cellular component: nucleus.